Scleropages formosus (Asian bonytongue) is the source of this 3388-nucleotide messenger RNA. RefSeq names its product p21 (RAC1) activated kinase 6 (gene pak6). Gene Ontology annotation, molecular function: protein serine/threonine kinase activity; ATP binding. The transcript has 9 exons. Gene Ontology annotation, biological process: protein phosphorylation. The record is from RefSeq and is a predicted model, not a curated record. Lineage: Eukaryota; Metazoa; Chordata; Actinopteri; Osteoglossiformes; Osteoglossidae. The coding region runs from base 176 to 2239 and encodes 687 amino acids.
UCCAGGUGCUGAUGAGGACGAGGGACGGCUGACCGGGAGGACGCUUGCCUCGGCGGGGCUGUCUCCGCGGGAGCUCCUCUGCCCCCUGUCCUCCACACAACCUUCUCCUCUUCUUUUCACCUUGCCUGGCAGGGAUGUGAAUGGUGGUCAGGUUCUUGCACUCUCCGACCUGAGGAUGUUUCGGAAGAAGAAGAAGAAGAGGCUGGAGAUCUCAGCCCCGAAGAACUUUGAGCACCGGGUUCACACCUCCUUUGAUUCCAAGCGCGGAUGCUUUGUGGGACUCCCACCCCAAUGGCAGAGCAUCAUCGAGACCCUGCGGAGGCCGAAGCCGGUGGUGGACCCCUCCAGGAUCACACCGGUGGAUCUCAAGCCAAAGAAGACCAUCGUACGAGGGAGCUUCAUAGGGCAUGGGGAGUACAUCUCCGCCGUGAUCUCUGACAUGAGCCGUCUCUCGGUGACCAGCUCCAACUCUUUACGGAGGAGCAGCCCCUCAGCUCGGAAGCGGGCCCAGUCUCUGGGCAGGCUGGGGGAGGUGAAAGAGGUGGACACGUACCAGUACGAGGACCUGGCCAUGGGGGACCCCAGCAGUGGAGAGCAGCACUGGCGUGAAAAAAUGCGAAAUGUGCGCAGCGAGAGUGGGAGCCCUCAUCUGGGUGGCAGGAAAAAUACCGCGCUGGAAGCCAACGGGAUCCUGCCCAGAGCCAAGUCUACGUACGAGGUCAGCGUCACCUCCUUAGAUGGGCCCCCAUCCCCAGGCAGCAAUGGGGAGACACCGAGCCCGCGGCCAGAAGCACGUGGUGAUGUGAGCAGCCCCACAGGCAGACUGGUAGUUCACAGGGACAAAGCUCCAAGAGUGGCCCCUCCUGCCCAGAGACCCGUCUCCUGCUUCUACAGCCCAUCAACAAGUGCGCCACAGCCCCAAGGGGGCCUCGUGCCAGGCGUCCACAUCGGCGACAGACCACAGCUCCGCUCCCAGAACAGCCCUGGGAGGCCCUACUCCUCCUAUGAUUUGAAGGGAGAUUCGGUUCUAAGGCACCAAGUUGGCUUAUUGUCCAACGGCACCACUAGUCCACUAGAAGGUGGCACCAGGACCCACAGAGCUGUUCGGCCCUCGUCAAGCUACACCACUGGACUGUCCCCCAACAUGGGGGCACGGCCGAAUGGCCCGGACCCGUUCCUGUACCCAGCAGGUAGCCCGAGACCCACACCUCCUAGGCAAGACAGCCCGUCCCAGCCACGACCGUCACCAGCGGGUUCACUGGCUACCAGUCCCCCUGGCACCUGCUCCCCCUCCUUCCGGCCCCCUCAGUACCCCUCCCCUAGGCCGCCUCCCGACCCCCCCAAGGUGACCCAUGAACAGUUCAAGGCUGCCCUGCAGAUGGUGGUGGACAAAGGGGACCCUCGCUCCUACCUGGAGAACUUUGUGAAGAUCGGGGAGGGUUCGACAGGUGUGGUGUGCAUCGCCCGAGAGAAGCACAGUGGUCGACUCGUGGCUGUGAAGAUGAUGGACCUCCGGAAGCAGCAGCGGCGAGAGCUUCUCUUCAACGAGGUCGUCAUAAUGAGGGACUAUCAGCACCGCAGUGUGGUGGAGAUGUACAAAAGUGCCCUUGUGGAAGAGGAGCUCUGGGUUAUCAUGGAGUACCUCCAGGGUGGUGCUCUGACCAACAUUGUGUCUGAAACCAGGCUCAGCGAAGAACAGAUCGCCACGGUGUGUGAGGCUGUGCUACAGGCCUUGGCCUAUCUGCACUCCCAGGGCGUCAUUCACAGGGACAUUAAAAGUGACUCGAUCCUGCUCACCCUGGAUGGGAGGGUCAAGUUGUCCGACUUUGGGUUCUGUGCCCAGAUCAGCAAAGACAUCCCCAAGAGAAAGUCUUUGGUGGGAACACCAUACUGGAUGGCACCAGAGGUUAUCUCCAAAACCCCGUACAGCACAGAGGUGGACAUCUGGUCUCUAGGUAUCAUGGUGGUGGAGAUGGUGGACGGAGAGCCUCCCUACUUCAGUGAGGCACCAGUGGCAGCUAUGAAGAGACUGAGGGAUGAGCCAGCACCUACUGUCAGGAACCUGCACAAGAUCUCCCCAGUGCUGAAGGAUUUCCUGGACCGCAUGCUGACCCGGGACCCACUGGAGCGGGCCAGUGCCACUGACCUGCUGGAGCACCCCUUCCUGCUGCAGAGUGGGUCACCGCAAUGCCUGGUUCCACUGGUGGAGCAGUACCGCAAGCGCAUGUCCCACUGCUGAUCUAUGGGCCCGUCCAACCCGACCAGGCCCUGAAACUCAGCACAGUGAAACGGAAAGGCACGAGUACAAAAGCAUGCCCACGGCGCUGAUCAAGAUGCCCCAACUCUCAAAACAGAGGGAUCAGACUCGGCUGUGCGCCAGCGCUUGGAGGAAUCAGCAUGACCGCAGAACAAGGAAAUGGACUUUGUCAGAAUGGUGUCUGCAUGCAAACAUCACAGAUUCAGGGGCAGCACACCUUUCACCGGCACCCUGUCUCAGAGCGGUAGGAUUCCUCGCUGUUGAACGAGGACCUUGUGUUAACACAUACAGACAUAUGAUGAAAGACAACUGGACCGAGAGAGGAACACACGCCAUUAUACCGCUGGGUAUUUCAUCUCGGAGCGGUCCGAUGAGGAGCCGAGCCUGCAACGAACUUCUGAGAAACAGGUAGCGUGCCGUUGAUCCUGACGAUACUGGACACGCCUGGCGUUAAUAAGCUUAGAUUAGUCAUGUCCUUAUAGUAAUCGAUUAGUCUAAGGAAACGAUGAGACGUCUCAUGGGUUUUGAUUGCUUGGACAAGUCCUGGAUUUCCAUCCUGUCAUCAACCAAUUGGUCUUUAAUUAUGACGAAGAGGCCAGUUUUGCAUCUAAACGAUGGGGGACAUCUGAGUAUCUGCUUUCAAAGGAGACGGUGGAAACAAAGGGAUUUUGAUUAUUUUCAUAUUUAUGUAUUUUAUCUUCUCGGAGAAAAAAUGAUCACCUGCUUUUCUGGAAGGUGUUGUGAACAAUUUGUAAGAUGUGAAACUGUAAAUGUGACUUCUGAGCCUCAAAGUGUGAACAAAUUCAUGUUGUAUAGGUGACCGGAGCCGUUUGUUAGAGAGACACAACAUUCAUGGAGGAUCUGGGGGGUUCAGUGUGUGACACCUCCUUGCUCAAGUGUGUGUCGCCAGUGUGUGUGCUGAUGCCCUGCUGUGACUGUUGGCCGCUCCUCGCACUGCAGUGUGUGUGUGUGUGCUGUGUGUGUGUAGAGUGUGUAGGUGGAGCACAUUGUCUUUGUGUCCUAGCAGGGUUUUACCCUGUUUAUACCAGUGUGCAUUUCAACAAAGAGUGCACGUAUAUGCUUUAAUUUUGUAAGAAAUACAAAUAAACAGAUAUUACAUAUGAAGCGCUU